Meleagris gallopavo (turkey) is the source of this 1469-nucleotide messenger RNA. The record is from RefSeq and is a predicted model, not a curated record. Lineage: Eukaryota; Metazoa; Chordata; Aves; Galliformes; Phasianidae.
ACCUAACAACCUUCUAUAUUAUUCACAGGAAUUCACCCCACCAUCAUUUCAGAGUCAUUCCAGAAAGCUUUGGAGAAAGGUAUUGAAGUACUGACCAACAUGGCACAGCCAGUUGAACUGAGCGACAGGGAAACCCUGCUAAACAGUGCAACUACUUCCCUGAACUCAAAGGUUGUGUGUCAGUAUUCCAGUUUACUUUCUCCCAUGAGUGUGGAUGCAGUGAUGAAGGUGAUUGACCCAUCUACAGCGAGCAGUGUGGACCUCAGAGAUAUUAAAAUUGUGAAGAAGUUGGGAGGAACAAUUGAUGAUUGUGAGCUGGUGGAAGGACUAGUCCUGACUCAGAAGGUGGCAAACACAGGUGUAACUAGAGUGGAAAAAGCCAAAAUUGGCCUAAUUCAGUUCUGCCUCUCUGCUCCAAAGACAGAUAUGGACAACCAAAUUGUUGUUUCUGAUUACGCUCAAAUGGACAGAGUACUGCGUGAAGAGAGAGCUUAUAUUCUAAACUUAGUUAAGCAAAUCAAGAAGGCUGGAUGCAAUGUGCUGCUGAUUCAGAAGUCUAUUCUGCGGGAUGCUCUUAGUGACCUCGCCCUACACUUUCUGAACAAAAUGAAGAUCAUGGUGGUUAAAGACAUAGAAAGAGAAGACAUUGAGUUUAUAUGUAAGACCAUUGGAACUAAGCCUGUUGCUCAUAUUGACCAGUUUACUCCUGACAUGCUGGGCUCUGCUGAGCUGGCAGAAGAAGUCAACUUGAACGGUUCUGGAAAACUAAUAAAGAUUACAGGCUGUACAAACCCUGGAAAAACAGUAACCAUUGUGGUACGUGGAUCCAACAAACUUGUUCUAGAAGAAGCUGAGCGUUCAAUUCACGAUGCCCUGUGUGUCAUUAGAUGCUUAGUUAAGAAAAGAGCUUUAAUUGCAGGAGGUGGAGCACCAGAGAUAGAGCUGGCACUGCGCCUCAAUGAGUACGCCCGCACUUUGAGGGGCAUGGACUCGUACUGCGUGCGUGCCUACGGGGAUGCACUGGAAGUCAUACCAUCUACACUGGCUGAAAACGCAGGUCUCAAUCCUAUCUCAACAGUAACAGAGCUGAGGAACAGACAUGCUCAAGGAGAGAAAACAGCUGGCAUUAAUGUCAGAAAGGGUGGCAUCUCCAACAUCCUGGAGGAGUUGGUAGUCCAGCCACUGCUCGUGUCUGUGAGUGCACUGACUCUGGCAACAGAAACUGUGCGCAGUAUCCUUAAGAUUGAUGAUGUGGUGAACACUCGGUAAGCUGAAUAAAGGAAGCUGGGACUGUGCUCUGGAGCUCCUCAGCUGUAGUCUGAGCUGCAGCUUCCUCACCAAAAGCGCCUGUGUGAAUUGUCUUAAAAGGUCCACAAAGGCUUAUGUACUUUUCUCACGUUAAUUUAAUACAGUUCCUGGUUUCAAGAAAGAAAUGUUGUUUAUCAAUAAACAGGCACUAGUCUAUUUGA